Messenger RNA from Amborella trichopoda, 1504 nucleotides. Its product is annotated as beta-mannosyltransferase-like protein. Lineage: Eukaryota; Viridiplantae; Streptophyta; Magnoliopsida; Amborellales; Amborellaceae. The record is from RefSeq and is a predicted model, not a curated record.
AAAGUUACCUGUUGUUUGAUUUGACAUCUAAUCGCGAGUACACUAACUGAUGGUUGAAUGAUUAUUGUCUCUUUAUGCCAAAGCUUAAAAAAAAAAAAUCUUAUCCCAUGUUUUCUUAGAGGGAACAUGCUUUCUCAUACUAAAAUCUAAAAUAAAAAUUACAAUGUUAAAGGGUAUUCCUGUAAACAAUCAAUGUAUCAAGAGCUGAUUAGUAAAGAAAAAAGAAAAAGAAAAAAAAUGAAAAAGUGCAGAAAAAAUAGGCUUUUUGUUAAUCGUACACCACCCGAAAUGUCUAAAUUCUCAAAUUAACCCUCGUAUCUGAAAAAAAAACAAGUAAAAUCCAUUUUCUUCUCUUUCAAUGGAGGAGCCUAGACCUUGCAGAAAACCCUAAAGUCCAUCUGUGAAUCUGCAUCCAAUUCCAGCAAAGAUCGUAGCCGUCCAACGGUUUUGAAAGAUGCUCUGGGCAAAAUGGUGGCCAUCCAAAGAUUCAGAAACUCAUACUCUGAAACCCCAAAUCUCACAUGGUUCUGGCUAUGCAUCGAUCCAAUGAUAUGAUAUGGAGGGUUUAUAGCUCUUUUAUUUGAUAUUUGAAAUAUUUAUGCUUCCAGCUUUUGAAAUCUAGGAUUUUUACUCUAAAAGUGCUGCUGAAGGUUAAGAGUUUUUAGUCUUUGGAGUUGGUAAGAAAUCGUGGUUUUUUUCCUUUGAAAAUGUUUUCGGUGAUCCAAUCAACGGAUCAACAGUCGAUAUGGGCAUUUAGUCCUUAAUGCCCAUGAAGAAAUCAACUGUUUGUAGAAAGAAGUCUAGGGUUCGCUUCUUUACAAUGGCUCUGGGGAUCAAAGAAACAGUCAAUUAGGGGAUUUUUAGUCUUUCGAUUUGGUGAAGAACUCUGGGGUUUUUGUUAUUGAAAAUGUCUCUGAGGAUCAAAGCGGUGGUAGAUAAGUUUGUGAAGGAGUUAAAGGAGGCUCUAGACGCAGAUAUUCAGGAUCGAAUCAUGAAGGAGAGAGAAAUGCAAAGCUACAUCGAAGAAAGGGAGCGAGAGGUUGCAGAGAGAGAGGCAGCUUGGAAAGCUGAGCUUUCGCGAAGAGAGGCUGAGAUUGCUCGGCAUGAGGCAAGGUUAAAGAUAGAGAGAGAGAACCUAGAAAAGGAGAAGAGUGUCCUCAUGGGUACUGCAUCAAAUCAGGACAACCAAGAUGGUGCUCUUGAAAUCACUGUCAGCGGGGAGAAGUAUCGCUGCCUCAGAUUUUCAAAAGCAAAGAAAUGAGAGUGGAUCCUUUGAUCAAGGAGAAGGUAUGCACAAAGUUAGUGCCUUUUCACCUUUCAUUUAAAGGUAAUGGGGAUUAUGGUAUCUCAUAUUGCGCUGACAAGUUCGUUGCCAUUUAUUAGAAAAUUUAUUGGGUUCUGUUGUAAUGGUGAAUUGUAAAUUGGUUGAGUUUAUUCCAUUAUUGCUUGGACAGGAAAUAUGCCUUUUUCUCAAUAAAGAUGUUCUUAUUUGUUGUAUGAAAAA